ACCAUCGUUGGUAGACGACGAAUCGUUUGCCCGUACGAGCCACCACCGACUUGGUAGUGGUGAAUGUGAUAUCCGUGGUCUAGCAGCAACAGUGGCAUUCACAGCGCCGUCAACAACACGACGACGACGACAACGACGACAACGACGACAGUAGCGCCAUCAUCAGCGCGACCGCCAUCGCAACAGCGAGAAGAAACAGUAUAUUCCCUUCGCGGAGAGAAAGAAGAAAUGAUUGUAGGUUCGCGAUCGGUGACGCGAGCAAACAUGGAGGCCCCGUCCAGUUUUUAACACGGCAGCCAGGUCUCGUUCAAAGCGCACCAACGGAGCCACGGUGAGCGCUCCUCGAGUCGGCUGCCAAAAAGUCGCGUUUCGCCCCGUGCUACUUUUCUUCGUGAGCCCCGCGAGGCUGGAGGAUGGAGCUACGCGUUGGGAAUAAGUACCGGCUCGGACGGAAAAUCGGGAGCGGCUCCUUCGGCGACAUUUAUCUAGGUACCAACAUCUCCACCGGCGAGGAAGUCGCCAUCAAGCUAGAAUGUAUAAAAACGCGGCAUCCGCAGUUACACAUAGAAUCGAAGUUCUACAGAAUGAUGCAAGGUGGUGUUGGUAUACCAACCAUAAAAUGGUGUGGCUCAGAAGGUGACUACAAUGUAAUGGUAAUGGAGCUACUUGGCCCAUCUUUGGAGGAUCUCUUUAAUUUCUGUUCAAGAAGAUUUUCUUUGAAAACGGUUUUGCUUCUCGCCGAUCAAUUGAUAUGUAGAACGGAUUACAUUCAUAGUCGUAAUUUUAUCCAUCGAGACAUCAAACCGGAUAAUUUUUUGAUGGGCUUGGGAAAGAAGGGAAAUCUCGUGUAUAUUAUAGAUUUUGGAUUGGCUAAGAAAUACCGCGAUGGCCGCACUCACAAACACAUACCCUAUCGAGAAAACAAGAAUUUAACAGGGACAGCCAGAUAUGCAAGCAUUAAUACGCAUCUGGGAAUUGAACAGUCACGACGAGACGACCUUGAAUCCUUAGGGUAUGUUCUUAUGUACUUCAAUAGAGGUAGUUUACCCUGGCAAGGUUUAAAGGCGGCGACUAAAAGACAAAAGUACGAGCGUAUCUCUGAAAAGAAAAUGUCUACACCUGUCGAAGAACUGUGCAAGGGUUAUCCUGUAGAGUUUGCUUCGUACCUAAGGUAUUGUCGAGGGCUACGAUUCGAGGAAAGGCCUGACUAUUCGUACCUUCGACAACUCUUCCGGACGUUGUUUCACGGACAAGGCUUCACGUACGAUUACGUCUUCGAUUGGAACAUGCUGAAAUUUGGUAAUGUGAGGCAACAAACGUUAUCCUCGACGCAACAGACAACGGCGAUGCAGUCGCAACAUACGAACGCGGCGCUGCCAUCCGGGACCAAUAAUGAUCAGGAACAUCGAUCUAGGCCCUACACACGGCAGUGUUUAGCAAACAUAUCGGUGGGGACAGUGGGCCCGACUGUGGGUGGAACAACCACGAACUUGAGAAGCAUGCGGCAAAAACGCGAGGCGAUAGACGCUCUUCGCGAUCAGGACAAUCAGGAGAGCGAUCUUCAAGUGGAAUGCUCGUUUGCUCGCAGUGACCGAUCUCGACGACGAAAAGAAGCUCCUCGAGAUCCAAAAAAGGUUACCAAAGUUUAGAUAGAGACGCUAAAGCAUAGUUUUCUAUUUCCUCUAGCCGCGCGAGUCCGUCGCAGUCGUCUCGAGGGCUUCUUUCGUCUCCAGCGAGAUCCUCCGAAACUCCGGUGAAAUUCGGUGACUUCUUCCUAAACGCCGGAUCCUGAGAACCGUCAUUACUUUUUUUUUCUCUCCUCCCCCUUGACGAUCAAGUUACAUAUUUUUCUCUUUUCACUCUAUUUCUCUCUCUCUCUCUCUCUCUCUCUCUCUCUCUCUCUCUCUCUCUCUCUCUCUCUCUCUCUCUCUCUGUCUCUCUGUCUCUCUGUCAUCUAUCUUCUUCCUGUGAAUAUUUCUUUCUCGCCCAAGGAACCUUCGCAAUUGCGCAUCUGUUUGUAAUCAUUCUGUUUUUUAAUUGAUAGUGACGAUGAUGAUGAUAAUGAAAUGAUAAUGAUAAUAAUGAUGAUGAUGGCGGUGAUGAGUAUGAUGAUGAUUAUGAUUAUGAUAAUAAUGAUGAUGAUGAUGAUGAUGAUGAAGAGAAAGUAGUAAAUAAAUGUUUUUCCAUUCAAGGACUGGUCUCUUUAUUUAUUUCACCACACGACAUUGUCGAUAAUCCUCGUCAAAAUUUUCUUCUCACUUGGCUUGAAUGGAAAAACCAAUUUUGCAGUGUUUCCCUCUCUCGAAGAGCGUCACCUCGACUCGAUCACGAUCGCGCAAAAUCCGACAGUCUUUUUUAUCUUUUUUUUUUUUUUUUAUUUAUUUAUUCAUCUUUUACUUUUCCGAUCCUCAAUCGCAUCAUCUGUCUUCACGGAGGCGCACCGUGAUCUUUUUUUUUUCUCAAUUAUUUUUUUGCCUCUUUUUUUGCAAUCGUUAUUACGCACCUUUUUUCGACGACAUCGAACUUUUCCAUUUCAAUUGCCAAGCGUGAAACCGUCGUUCGUCGUUCCCGUAUCGAUCAUCUCGGAUCAAUCCUUUUUUUUUUUUUUUUUUUUUUUUGGCGAUCGAUCAACGAUUCUUGCACACUGAGGAAAGAGAACAAUU
Messenger RNA from Frieseomelitta varia, 2663 nucleotides. Its product is annotated as casein kinase I-like. NCBI's taxonomy places the organism in Eukaryota, Metazoa, Arthropoda, Insecta, Hymenoptera, Apidae. Gene Ontology annotation, molecular function: ATP binding; protein serine/threonine kinase activity. Gene Ontology annotation, biological process: signal transduction; endocytosis; peptidyl-serine phosphorylation. The transcript has 8 exons. The coding region runs from base 414 to 1649 and encodes 411 amino acids. Gene Ontology annotation, cellular component: nucleus; cytoplasm. The record is from RefSeq and is a predicted model, not a curated record.